This is a messenger RNA of Anarrhichthys ocellatus (wolf-eel), 2028 nucleotides long. It is a transcript of the gene rfc5, whose product is annotated as replication factor C (activator 1) 5. Gene Ontology annotation, biological process: DNA repair; DNA-templated DNA replication. NCBI's taxonomy places the organism in Eukaryota, Metazoa, Chordata, Actinopteri, Perciformes, Anarhichadidae. The record is from RefSeq and is a predicted model, not a curated record. Gene Ontology annotation, cellular component: nucleus; DNA replication factor C complex. Bases 93 to 1100 code for a protein of 335 amino acids. The transcript has 11 exons. Gene Ontology annotation, molecular function: DNA clamp loader activity; DNA binding; ATP hydrolysis activity.
UUUUUGUUGUGGAGCGCGCCAAAGUGGAAGUGCUAAAAACGCUGAAAGUAUUUAACCCAGCUUUGAGCUAAAUCCACACAAGUCUGCGGGACAUGGCUUCUACGAGCAGAGUCCCGUUACAGGCCAUGAACCUACCGUGGGUUGAAAAGUACCGACCGCAGAAACUUGAUGAUCUGAUCUCGCACAAAGAUAUUCUGAGCACUGUCCAGAAGUUUAUCAGUGAGGACAAGCUUCCCCAUCUCUUGUUCUAUGGCCCCCCUGGAACCGGCAAAACCUCCACCAUCCUCGCCUGUGCCAAGCAGCUGUACAAGGAGAAGGAGUUCAACUCCAUGGUGUUGGAGCUAAACGCAUCAGACGACAGAGGUAUCGAUGUGGUGCGAGGUCCCGUUCUGAGUUUUGCCAGCACCCGGACCAUCUUCAAGAAGGGCUUCAAGUUGGUGAUACUGGACGAGGCCGAUGCCAUGACCCAGGAUGCCCAGAAUGCAUUGCGGCGAGUGAUUGAGAAGUACACAGAAAACACUCGGUUCUGUCUGAUCGGCAACUACCUGUCCAAGAUCAUCCCCGCUCUGCAGUCUCGAUGCACCAGAUUUCGCUUCGGCCCGCUGUCCCCGGACCAGAUGAUCCCUCGGCUGGAGUAUGUUGUCCAGCAGGAGAGUAUUGACAUAAACCCAGGAGGAAUGAAGGCCAUUGUGACCUUAUCAUCAGGCGACAUGAGAAGAUCGCUCAACAUUCUGCAGAGCACCAACAUGGCGUACGGGAAGGUGACGGAGGACACGGUGUACACCUGCACAGGUCACCCCCUCCGCUCAGAUAUCGCCAACAUCCUCGACUGGUCCCUCAACAAAGACUUCACCACAGCGUACAAGCAAAUCCUUCAGCUGAAGACGUUGAAAGGUUUGGCCCUGAACGACAUCCUCACUGAGGUUCAUCUGCUCAUACACAGAGUGGACUUUCCUCCGGCUAUUCGGAUUGGUCUGCUCAUCAAGUUGUCUGACAUAGAACACCGGCUCGCCUCAGGAACCAAUGAGAAGAUCCAGCUGAGCUCCAUGGUUGCAGCGUUCCAGGCGGUCAGAGACAUGGUGGUCAGCGAGGCCUCCUAGAUACACUAACCGCUGUACGCCACAACGAAGUUCUGUCUCUCUUGAAUGCGAACCAACGAGGAAGAGAAACUUCUCCCUCAAAUUCCUUUGCGACUAUCAUUACAAUUUUGAAUGAUGAGAAAUUGUUGAAAUCAGUUGAGUUGAGCUUAUUUAGAAAGAAACCCGAUGCCCAGAAGUGUCCGCUGCACGAUUGCCCACCAGUGCUGAUGCACAGCGAAGAGAACCGGACGCUCGCAGCUGUUGCAUCUGCAUACUAACUGAGGGCAGCGGGAGGCAGUCGUUUGUAACUAGUAUUAAAAAAAGAUGAUCAUUUGGUCACUUAAAAUGUGGACUUGGAAAACUGUUAAUGUAGUCACCAGUGGAGGAUCAACUUACUGUCACCAAUCCACAAUGACGUAAAAGAUAUCAAAGAAAUGUGUUUGAAUCUGUUUAAUAAAAGUAUUUCCUAUAUGUCGAGCUUUUGUUAUCGUAUAUUAACAUGUGCAGUAGUAUGUGCCGUUUUAUGAGAAACACAGGAAUUAGACGUGUAUACAUUUGAUAUUUACACAAUAAAUUAAUAGUAUAAAAUUGUGAUAUUCAAGUCAAAUAAGCAUGUGAACAUGAUGUGCAUCAUCUUACAAUCUUAGUGCAAUAAAUGGAAUCCUUAAUGUAGAAAUGCUGCAUCUAUAGUAGAUUAUGUAAGAGCUGCAUCCUGAGCUGUGAAAACAUCUCAAUCGGCAAACAAAAGGAAUACGUUUUUAAAAAAAAAAUGAUUAUGCGUGACAAUCACUCGCUGUAAAUGUCAGUUGUUGCAUUGUGUUAAUGUUCCUAUUUAACCCUCCCAGUCCUCUUCGUCUGAGGAGCAGCAGGUCUUGAGGCAGGUCUUGAGGGGGAUGUCUCUGUAGGUGAGGUACUGGAGGAUCCUCUUGGGGAGGGGCAGCGGCUCCAU